UCUUGAACGUCUUCACCCCUAUUAAUUCAAUUACAGUGAUAUCCAUCGUAAAUGUCAAUUUAUAUAUAAUUGCUUGAAAUGUAUCGAACUCACUGACGUGUUGCAAUGCGAUAACGUGUUAAAUACGAUUAAAUAGACGACGUAAAAGUUUUUUUUUUUUUUUAAUAAAAAUGGCCGAACUGGCAUCUGUGCGCCAAUCAUACUUGACUUCACUACAGUGUACAGUGUGUUCCUGGACUCGUUGCAUUUGCAACUGCAGUUGCUUUACUUGAAUACUUAUCUACUGCCGCAGCUGUCUACAAAAAGCUCAACUAAGUGUCUUGUUGGAUUUUAUCUAUCCAUUAUACAUAAUGUCAGCAGGCACAAACAGUACUAGCAGUACAUCAAGGAUUUGUGGUGUUAAGAGGAGAAGAAUGAAAGACCAUGAAGCUAGUAAGGAAAACAAGCCAGUCCUCACAGGAAUUCAGUCUGCUCGUACAAAAUCUAAAAUUUCAGAGUCUGGCAUGAAAGGCCACAAAAUUUCAUGUGGAGGUUGGAAAAGUGCAAAGGUUAACAUCAAGAAAUUGCAGUCAAUUUUGCCUAGUUCAUCAGUAAACAGUUCUUGCACGUAUGAAAAUAUUGCUGAGGAAAGUUUCAAAUCAGUGGUUCAUCAUGAAACACUAACAGCAGCUCUCCUUGCAUCAAUUAGUAGAGAAGCAAAUAUAUCUCAUGAUAAGGCAAGUACAUUCUCACUGAAUCAUGUAAGAGAAUCAUGCGCAGAAGUUUUUCAACAGUUACAAAAGUUGCCAGAGUGUAUGGAUAGUCCUGAUAUUUUUGAAGCGUAUAUGACUCAUGCUGCUGAAGAGUUCUGUAGUAACCUUGUCUGUGAAGCAUAUAGUCAAGCAACACAACAUCAGAAUGGUUCUGAUUCUUUGGAUGAAAAUGCAGUUUCAGAUUUUUGCGUACGUGAUCAGUCGCUUCCUAUUUCACAUACUGCAGGUAUAUUUCAGAAAGCUUUGUUUAUUACUAGGUAG
Messenger RNA from Macrobrachium nipponense, 1013 nucleotides. RefSeq lists its product as uncharacterized. The coding region runs from base 351 to 1013 and encodes 220 amino acids. The record is from RefSeq and is a predicted model, not a curated record. The transcript has 6 exons. Lineage: Eukaryota; Metazoa; Arthropoda; Malacostraca; Decapoda; Palaemonidae.